This is a messenger RNA of Nothoprocta perdicaria, 702 nucleotides long. RefSeq names its product mex-3 RNA binding family member D (gene MEX3D). Bases 13 to 699 code for a protein of 228 amino acids. NCBI's taxonomy places the organism in Eukaryota, Metazoa, Chordata, Aves, Tinamiformes, Tinamidae. Gene Ontology annotation, molecular function: RNA binding. The record is from RefSeq and is a predicted model, not a curated record. The transcript has 2 exons.
AAGAGCGUCAACAUGACCGAGUGCGUGCCCGUGCCCAGCUCCGAGCACGUCGCCGAGAUCGUGGGGCGGCAAGGUAACGCCCCGCUCCCGGUGCCGCCCUAUUACGGCGGGCGGGUGGCGGACGGCAGCCCCGGCAGCCCCUACGGCGGCGGCGGCGGCUUCCCCUUCGGCGAGGCGCCGCUGGGCGCCGACGAGUGCGACUUCGCCUUCGACUUCCUUGCCCUCGACCUGACGGCGCCCGCUGCCAUCUGGGCGCCCCUGGAGCGCGCGGGGGCCCCGCAGCGCCGCGGCAGCGGCCCCGGCUCCCCGCGCCACUCGCCGCCACCGCCGCCCGAGGGGCCGGAGGCGGCGCCGGGCCGGCGCGCGCCCAGCGAGCCCCUGAGCGCCCUGCCCUGGCUGCCCGCCCAGGGCUCCCUCUCGUCCUUCUCCACCAGCACGGGCUACUCGUCGUCCUCCUCGCUGCCCGGCAGCGUCUCGGCCGCCUCGGGCUCGCCCACCGACUCGAGCGGCUCGGAGGCGCCGCGGCGCAGCUCGCGCGAGUGCAUGGUGUGCUUCGAGGGCGAGGUGAUGGCCGCGCUGGUGCCCUGCGGCCACAACCUCUUCUGCAUGGAGUGCGCCGUGCGCAUCUGCGGCCGCGCCGAGCCGCAGUGCCCCGCGUGCCACGCGCCCGCCACCCAGGCCAUCCACAUCUUGUCCUAGGCG